AUGCCCAGGGGACAUAAGAGUAAGGCCCGUGCUCGAGAGAAACGCCGCCAGCUCCAAGAUGAGGCCCAGGGGCUCAAGGAUGCUCAAACAAAGGCAGACGAGAAAGAAGAGUCACCCUCCUCCUCUGCUCAUGAUUCUGGAGAUGCUGUUGCAAGCACCUCUGCUGCUAGCUUCCCUCAGAAGUCUAAAUCUCUGGGUGAGGCACCUCCCAUCACUGCUGGUAAACAUGUGGCCCGCAGAAGAUCUGGUAAAGGUGCCAAAGGCCUAAGGGAGCAAAGCGCUAGUUGCUGCUCUAAGGCCCCACAGUCCGCUGAGAGCCUCCAGAAUGUCCUUGUAACAAGGAAGGCGGGAAUGCUGAUGCAGUAUCUGCUCUGCAAGUACAAAAUGAAACAGCCAAUGAAUAAGGGAGAGAUGCUGAAAGUCAUCAACAAAAGAUUCAGGGAGCAGUUCCCUGAGAUCCUCAAGAAAGCCUCUGAGCGCAUACAGCUCGUUUUUGGUCUUGAAGUGAAGCAGCUCAAGCCCAAUGGUAGCUACUACACCCUUGUCAGCAAGUUAGACCCCAGCAUUGGUGGGACUCUGGCCACUGGCUUGCCUUUCCCCCAAAAUGGGCUUCUGAUGCCUCUGCUGGGUGUGAUCUUCUUAAAUGGCAACCGUGCCUCUGAGGUAGAGAUCUGGGAAUUCCUGAAUAUUUUGGGAAUCUAUGAUGGGAAGGUGCACACAAUCUUUGGGGAGCCCCGACACCUCAUCACCAAAGUUUUGGUUAAGGAAAAGUACCUGGAGUACCGGCGGGUGGCAAACAGUGAGCCUCCAGGCUAUGAAUUCCUCUGGGGUCCCCGAGCCUAUGCUGAAACCACCAAAAUGAAAGUCCUGGAGUUUUUAGCCAAGGUCAAUGAGACCGUUCCUCAGUCCUUCCCAUCUCAUUAUGAAGAGGCUUUGAGAGAUGAGGAAGAGAGAGCUGAAGCUGUAGGCAAGUGUGGCACUACUGCCACAAACAAGGCAGAGUCUAAAGUCACACCUGGUGACUCCUCUUGCUCCUAG
Molecule: messenger RNA, 1038 nt
Organism: Peromyscus californicus insignis
Lineage: Eukaryota; Metazoa; Chordata; Mammalia; Rodentia; Cricetidae
Product: melanoma-associated antigen B4-like
Exons: 1
Coding region: 1-1038 (345 amino acids)
Biological process (GO): negative regulation of transcription by RNA polymerase II
Cellular component (GO): nucleus
Source: RefSeq, a predicted model, not a curated record